UUUUUCUAGCAUAAAUGUGGCUUAUUCUCUUGUGGAUUUCAAUUAUCUCGGCUACUACAAUUAAUAUAUCUGAGAAUGAAACGAUGACCUACUUUGAAGUUGAGGUAAAUUCUACUACGCUGGAGUUUUAUGAAAAUGAAAAUUCGACAACUACAACAAUGCUAUUUUUAAAUAAAACAAACGGAACAGACGAGGGAUUAAACGGAACAACAACAUUAAAUGAGGGAAUAAAUGGAACAUCUAACGGAACUUUAGCCAAACCAACACUAAAAACAACUCCAAAACCAACACAACAAUUAAUAGAAAAUAAACAACAAAAUUCCCAAUCUUUAAGAUGUUUGGUAGGCACAAAUCCUUUAAAUAAAACAAAUCGUCCUCCACCUAUUGAACCCCUUUGGUGCAAUGAUACUGUGGAAUAUGAAAAGCGAAAAUGUUUAAAUAUUGUUUGCUAUACGGAUACUUAUGGAUCUUUUGUUUGGAAGUCUUGUGGAACUUGUGCAGGAGUUAGAGAUGUUUGGGGAAUGAGUCCAAGUUUUUACAAACAUUCCUGUAAAUGCUACGAAUGUGAUAAUGAAGAUUUGUGUAAUUCAAGUUUAUGGAAUUUUGGAAAAAUUUCUUUAAUUUAUUUUAGUAAAGUUUUUCUUCCUUUAAUUGUGGCUUUUAUGCUUUCAAAUAUUUGAAAUUGGAAAAAGAAGAAAUUUAAAUUUUAAUUAAAUUUUUUUUAUCAUUUUAAAAUUUUUAUUUGUCUAAUAAAUAUUUAAAUUUUAUUGCAUUUUUGUACCAUUGGAUCGUUUGUCCAAUUUUAUUUCUUAUUUUUAUUCAUUUUCAAUUUUUUGGCCUUUUGUCCAGUUUUCCCCAAAUAACAUUUUGUCCGUUUCUUAUUUUUGGCCUUUUGUCGAUUCCCUAUUUUGGGCAUUUUGUCCAAUUUUACCACUAUCGAUAUUCUGUCCAUAUUUUACCUUAGCGAUAUUUUGUACA
Meloidogyne enterolobii is the source of this 978-nucleotide messenger RNA. NCBI's taxonomy places the organism in Eukaryota, Metazoa, Nematoda, Chromadorea, Rhabditida, Meloidogynidae. The record is from the annotation of a GenBank genome assembly.